CGCGAUGGCAGAUGGCGACCAGAUGGCGACGGCGGCGCAUCGUGGACGUCAAGCGGCGUCUGAAACCCUGGGACAACCUUGGCUGCGCUGGAUUCAAACAUUCGCGACCUCGCACGGGAUCCUGGCCAGUGAAGUCGAGUUGGCACAGCAAUGCGAUGGCCGCGUGGGCAGGUGCUGCAUCUCUGUCCUUGCUAAAGGCUGGGUGUGUGGGCGAAGAUAGAGGUGACAACAAGUAAAGCGUCGCUUCUCCCUC
Molecule: messenger RNA, 253 nt
Organism: Thermothelomyces thermophilus ATCC 42464
Lineage: Eukaryota; Fungi; Ascomycota; Sordariomycetes; Sordariales; Chaetomiaceae
Exons: 2
Coding region: 5-220 (71 amino acids)
Source: RefSeq, a predicted model, not a curated record